CGCUACGGUGGCCCGUAGGAGCAAGAACGCCAGUCGGCUCCUGUCGGCUCACAGUCUGGGACUCCCCGCAAAGAGGAAUUGAGUUCACGAGGCAAAGCGCUGUCCGGCUUUUGUUUUGUUGUGUUUUGUUUGUUUAUCUUCACCGAAGUGGACCUGCCGAGGCACUUAGUUAAAACUGGAGGAUUUGCUGCCGCUUCUAUGGCGACCUCACAGACUUCACAAACUGUUGCAGCUCAUGUCCCAUUUGCAGAUUUAUGUUCCACGUUAGAACGAAUACAGAAGAGUAAAGACCGAGCAGAGAAAAUCAAACACUUCAAGGAAUUCUUAGACUCUUGGAGAAAAUUCCACGAUGCCCUUCAUAAGAGCAAGAGGGAUGUUACGGACUCAUUUUACCCAGCAAUGAGACUUAUUCUUCCUCAGUUAGAAAGAGAGCGGAUGGCUUAUGGAAUCAAAGAAACCAUGCUCGCUAAGCUUUACAUCGAACUGCUGAAUUUACCAAGAGGAGGCAAGGACGCCUUGAAGCUCCUUAACUACCGAACACCCAGUGGAGCUCGCACGGAUGCGGGGGACUUUGCAACGAUCGCAUACUUUGUGCUGAAGCCGCGGUGCUUACAGAAAGGAAGCUUAAGCAUACAGCAGGUGAAUGAACUCUUAGACUUAGUUGCCAGCAGUAAUUCCGGCAAGAGAAAAGACCUGGUGAAAAGGAGCCUUCUUCAGCUAAUCACCCAGAGUUCAGCCCUCGAGCAAAAGUGGCUGAUUCGCAUGAUUAUUAAGGACUUGAAGCUGGGUGUCAGCCAGCAAACCAUACUUUCUGUUUUUCACAGCGAUGCAGUUGAGUUGCACAACGUCACCACAGAUCUGGAGAAGGUCUGCAGGCAACUCCACGACCCCUUGGUGGGGCUCAGUGACAUCUCCAUCACUUUGUUUUCUGCCUUUAAGCCAAUGCUAGCUGCCGUGGCAGAUGUGGAGCGCGUGGAGAAGGACAUGAAGCAGCAGAGUUUCUACAUCGAGACCAAGCUGGAUGGUGAGCGCAUGCAGAUGCACAGAGAUGGGACCCAGUACAAGUACUUCUCCAGAAAUGGCUAUAACUACACUGAUCAGUUUGGGGCGUCCCCUCAGGAAGGCUCUCUCACCCGGUUUAUCCAUGGCGCAUUCAGGCCGGACGUGCAGGCCUGCAUCCUCGAUGGUGAGAUGAUGGCCUACAACCCAGCCACACAGACGUUCAUGCAAAAGGGGAUCAAGUUUGAUAUCAAGAGGAUGGUUGAGGAUUCCGACCUCCAGACGUGCUACUGUGUUUUUGAUGUGCUGAUGGUUAACAAUAAGAAGCUGGGUCGUGAGACCCUGAGGAAGAGGUACAACAUCCUUAGCAGUACUUUCACACCCAUCCAAGGUCGGAUAGAGAUAGUGCAGAAAACGCAAGCUCAUACAAAGAAGGAGGUAGUAGAUGCAUUAAAUGAAGCCAUAGACAAGAGAGAAGAAGGGAUCAUGAUUAAACACCCUCUGUCCAUUUACAAGCCGGACAAAAGAGGUGAAGGCUGGCUGAAAAUUAAGCCAGAGUAUGUCAGCGGAUUAAUGGACGAACUAGACCUUUUAAUUGUGGGGGGCUACUGGGGUAAAGGUUCACGAGGAGGCAUGAUGUCUCACUUCUUGUGUGCAGUGGCAGAGACGCCGCCUCCUGGUGUUAAGCCAUCUGUAUUCCACACUCUGUGCCGUGUUGGAUCGGGCUACACCAUGAAAGAACUGUAUGAUCUGGGCUUGAAGCUGGCCAAACACUGGAAGCCUUUCCAUAAGAAAUCUCCUCCAAAUAGCAUUUUGUGUGGAACAGAGAAGCCGGAAGUGUACAUCGAGCCCCAUAAUUCUGUCAUUGUUCAGGUCAAGGCUGCAGAGAUCGUCCCCAGCGACAUGUACAGGACUGGCUCCACACUGCGCUUCCCACGCAUCGAGAAGAUCAGGGAGGACAAAGACUGGCAUGAGUGCAUGACACUGGCAGACUUGGAACAGCUGAGGGGAAAGGCGUCUGGGAAGCUUGCCACAAAACACCUGCAUGCAGGUGAUGACAAUGAGCCUAGAGAAAAGCGGCGGAGACCCGUCCCCAAAAUGAAGAAGAUCAUUGGAAUUAUUGAACACUUCAAAGCACCUAACCUUUCUAACAUAAGCAAAGUUUCAAAUGUGUUCGAGGAUGUUGAGUUUUGUGUUAUGACUGGACUGGAUGCUCAUUCAAAGUCUGACCUAGAGAGCAGAAUUGCAGAAUUUGGUGGUUACAUAGUGCAGAACCCGGGUCCAGAUACAUACUGCGUGAUUGCAGGCUCUGAGAACAUCAGAGUGAAAAACAUCAUCUCUUCAGACAGUCAUGAUGUCAUCAGGCCUGAGUGGCUUUUAGAGUGUUUUAAAACAAAAACGUGUGUGCCGUGGCAACCUCGCUUUAUGGUUCACAUGUGCCCGGCAACAAAGCAGCAUUUUGCCUGUGAAUAUGAUUGCUAUGGUGACAGCUAUUUUGUUGACACAGAUUUCAAUCAGCUGAAAGAAGUGUUUUUGAGAAUGAAGACACCCAGUGAGCAGCAGACUCCUAAAGAAAUGGCCUCCGUGAUUGCUGACUUAGAAGACCGUUACUCCUGGGGUGACUCUCCUCUGAGCAUGUUUCGUACCUACACCAUUUAUUUGGACUUGUAUGCUGUUAUUAAUGACUUGAGUUCCAAAAUUGAAGCAACGAGAUUAGGUGUUACAGCACUUGAGCUGCGGUUUCAUGGAGCAAAAGUAGUUUCCUGCCUGUCUGAGGGAGUCUCUCAUGUGAUCAUUGGGGAAGAUCAGAGACGAGUUACGGACUUUAAAGUUUUCAGAAGAACUCUUAAGAAAAAGUUUAAAAUCCUGCGAGAACGUUGGGUGACCGAUUCAGUAGACAAGGGUGAAUUGCAGGAGGAAAACCAGUAUUUGCUUUAGAGCCAGCGAGCCAGGGAAAGCAUUAGCUGUGCCAGACAGGAGCAGGUGGUAAUGAUGAAACGGCCAGUGAUAGCAUUUUAUCUCCUAAAUACUUCAAAAGUAUUAGUUACCAGAAGGCAAUAAUUUUCAGAUAGAAAAGAAACUGAAUGGGCCAAAGGGGGGGGGGGAAGCACCUUUUCUUAACUAAGUUAUAACCAUGAAUACAAUGACAGUUCCAAGAGGUGCUUGUAUGGUAUCUAUAGAGAAGCUAGAAUUUUGAUUCAGAUAUUAACGAAGUGUAUUUGGAAGCUUUUGUAAUCAUCACAACUAUUGACCUUCUAAAUAGAAUCUUUCAGAGUUAAAAAUUAGAAUUGUAUUUAGCUAAUAAAAGGAUUAUGCCAAAAAAACAAAACAAAAAACCCAGAAUCGUUAACAGUUAGACUUAUAAAAUUAAGUCUUUUUAUUGAGGGUUCAAAUGCCUCCUGGAAGCAUGAAAUAUUUAAUAAACAGAUGUCUUUUAAGGUUAUAGUCAAGUAAAUUAAUAGGUAUGAUUUUUGAAAAUAUGGGAGAAGUUGAAAGAGAUUCAUCUAACUACUUGAGAUAUUAAUUAAUUUGAUUUAAAAAGAACCAUUGCAGUUUUAAGUCAGCUUCGAUUUGAUUUUUCUGAAGAUGUCUCAGAGAGAAGUGUUUUUGCGUGAAUUUGCACUCCAGCCUUUACCUUGUUCACAGGACUUGUCUUCUUUUGACGAUCCAUUAGCUGCCCUUACAGUGAGCAUGUUGUGACUUUUAUUAGAGAGAGUCCAGGUGUUUGACUUUUAGAGAAGUCACAGUCAUGUGUGUAUUAAAUCCUUGCUCAGAAAUGUGUUUCCAUGGCAGCACUGAAAUGGAGGAAUGUGGGACUCGAGAAAUGGGUAUAAAUGAUGUGAAGUAAUUAGUCUUUUUUAAGCAAUUGAAGAAAUGUUUCUGAUUAUUAUAAUUUAAAUACAAUUAUUAAAUAUUUAUUGUAAUACCACAAUAAGGUAUUUUUUUUGUUU
Molecule: messenger RNA, 3950 nt
Organism: Psammomys obesus (fat sand rat)
Lineage: Eukaryota; Metazoa; Chordata; Mammalia; Rodentia; Muridae
Gene: Lig4
Product: DNA ligase 4
Exons: 2
Coding region: 199-2937 (912 amino acids)
Biological process (GO): immunoglobulin V(D)J recombination; DNA biosynthetic process; nucleotide-excision repair, DNA gap filling
Cellular component (GO): DNA ligase IV complex; DNA-dependent protein kinase-DNA ligase 4 complex
Molecular function (GO): DNA ligase (ATP) activity; DNA binding; ATP binding
Source: RefSeq, a predicted model, not a curated record